GGCGACUUUUGAUGACGUGUAAUAGAGUCGCACCGGAAGAUUGAAAACACGUUUUUUUAGUCAUGCCGGUGAAGACUACGAAAAUGUUCCUUCUUUAGGAUAAGCACGGUUUGUGACGGUAAGAACCCAUGGCCAUUGAUACGGAGUGGCUGAUUAAAAUUAAGCUGAAGGUCACGUAAUCCCCCCUUUGAACCAGUCUUGAAGGGUCAUAGGCGUCGCCAUGGCGCUGGCAGCACAGAGGCUCUGUUUCCAUGGCAAGACGGCGUUGGCUCCCAUGGUACGUGUCGGGACGCUGCCCAUGCGCCUGCUGGCUCUCGACUAUGGCGCUGACAUUGUGUACUGUGAGGAGCUCAUCGACAUCAAGAUGGCGCAGUGCCAGCGAGUAAAGAACGAGGUCUUGGACACGGUAGAUUUUGUGGCCCCAGAUGAGAGGGUCAUGUUCCGCACUUGCCAGAGAGAGAAGGACUGUGUUGUCUUUCAGAUGGGCACCGCUGACCCCGAGAGAGCACUGGCCGUAGCUCGACUGGUAGAGAAUGACGUGGCUGCCAUUGACGUCAACAUGGGCUGCCCAAAAGAGUACUCUACCAAGGGGGGAAUGGGAGCUGCCCUUCUGUCUGACCCAGACAAGAUAGAAGCCAUCCUCAGUGCCCUCGUCAAGGGUGUGUCCAAGCCUGUGACGUGCAAAAUCCGGAUUCUCCCAUCCCUGGAAGAGACUGUUCAGCUGGUUAAGCGGAUUGAGCAGAUGGGCGUGGCCGCCAUCGCUGUCCACGGCAGGAAGAAGGGGGAGAGGCCUCAGCACCCCGUCCACUGUGAUUUCAUCCAGGCUGUGGCAGAAGCGGUGUCCAUUCCUGUCUUCGCCAAUGGGGGUUCUCUUGACCUGGUAAAAAGUCACGGUGAUAUCGAGGCCUUCCGGGAAUCCACAAAGGCGUCCUCCGUCAUGCUGGCACGGGCCGCUAUGUGGAACCCUUCGAUAUUCCGCCCCCAGGGGAUGCUGUCCCUGGAGGAGGUUAUGGAGGCCUACAUCCAUCAUGCCGUCCGCUACGAGAACCACGUCUCCAACACCAAAUACUGCCUGUGCCAGAUGCUGAGGGAGAGGAUGGAGUCUCCUCUGGGGAAGCAGCUUCAUGCUGCCCAGACCACCGCCGAAAUCUGUGAGGCCUUUGACAUGGAGGAUUUGUACAAUGAGACGCAGGCCUGGAUGAAGACCCGGAAGGAGGUCCUCAGCUCUGGCCUCAACGGCCAGGAUGCAGAUUUCCCUGUUCUGGAUGGUGAUGUCAUCACCCUGCCCGUGAAGUUCAUCAGGAGGGAGUACCAGCCCCAGAUCACGCCCAAGGUGUGCCUGCUGGAGUGGAGCCGGCGGGAGAGGCUGGAGCAGCCGGCGUACGACACGACGCAGCGCCCCCUAGACAGGGCCUUCCAGUCCACUGUCACUGUUAGUGGGAAGAAGUACAGAUCAACCAUGUGGGAGAAGUCGAAGAAGUUUGCUGAGCAGGCGGCUGCCGUUGUGUGCCUCCGUGUUUUGGGCGUGCCUGAGGGGCGGACCGAGGGGGGGGCGAUCGCACCUGGCAGCAAGCGGAAGAGGGAGGUCGGGUUAGACCAUGGGGACGAGGACACCGACCAGACUACAGCCAACGGGCUCUGCGGCGUUUCCGACUCCAGCAGCCAGAAGCGACGCCCUUCCAAAAGCCAGCCUGACAGCCCAAAAGAGCUCCGACCUGGCUCUGCCUCAUAG
Molecule: messenger RNA, 1732 nt
Organism: Paramormyrops kingsleyae
Lineage: Eukaryota; Metazoa; Chordata; Actinopteri; Osteoglossiformes; Mormyridae
Gene: dus2
Product: dihydrouridine synthase 2
Biological process (GO): tRNA dihydrouridine synthesis
Cellular component (GO): cytoplasm
Molecular function (GO): tRNA binding; flavin adenine dinucleotide binding; tRNA dihydrouridine synthase activity
Source: RefSeq, a predicted model, not a curated record